Messenger RNA from Juglans microcarpa x Juglans regia, 1521 nucleotides. RefSeq names its product protein POLAR LOCALIZATION DURING ASYMMETRIC DIVISION AND REDISTRIBUTION. Bases 151 to 1320 code for a protein of 389 amino acids. The transcript has 3 exons. Gene Ontology annotation, biological process: asymmetric cell division. Lineage: Eukaryota; Viridiplantae; Streptophyta; Magnoliopsida; Fagales; Juglandaceae. The record is from RefSeq and is a predicted model, not a curated record.
CGGCUAUUCAAAACGCCCCCACUCUCUCUCUCUCUCUCCCUCCCUCCCAAAUGCGGCAGCAGUCACUCCUCCCUCUCUCAUCACAAUUAAUUCCCAGUCUGUCCCGCCUCACCCUCUGCAACGCGUAGUAACACCGAUCCCUAUCCCGAGAUGAAGAGCCUCUUCUUUAAUGACCUCAGCUUCUCGCUCUCUCCUGUUAAAUCCGAUAGCCAACGCCUUCGUAUCGCCGACAUACUCGCAGACGAGGGCGAAGAUUCUGAUUUAGAUUUUGGUAUGGAUAGGUGGCGGCGCAAUGACGGGUCCACGAACCUACAGUGUUCUUCACCACGGCGGGUUGUUGCGCGGUGGCUGGCGGCGCUGAGGCGGAUCAAGGAGACUAGGAAUAUCAUGGUGCAGGGCCAGAAGACGGCGGAGGAGGAGGAGGAGGAUGAGCGGCAAGUUAGAAAAUUCGCUGGCGGGUCGAUUCAUGCAAAGCGCUCGAUGAAUGGUCUGGACGUGGUUGAUUCCUCGCCUUUGGCUACAGAAAGUGAGGAGUCAGUAUAUCCAGGGCGUUGCAGAAAAGAUGCUUCUUUCAACUUGGGAGUUGGGUGUAGUUUGCUCUAUCUCAUUGCAGCAAGUAAAAAUGAACUUACGAAGAUGGUGGAGGUUCGAAAGCAAGUGGAAACACUUCUUCUUAAUGUCAAAGAAGAAUUGAAAAGGAAGGAUGCAGAGUUUAAGGCAUUCGAAUCAAAUUUCACUGUUGCCUAUUCCACCAGUGAUGUACUAGAAAGUCCAAACUCUAACAGCAGGGUUUCACGGCAGUCGCAAACCACAUCACAUGUUUUACCAAUUUCGGAAACAAUUUUGAUGCAUGAUCAGCCUUUGAAAUGUAAUUCACUUCAACAAGAGGAGUACCUAGAAGGAAUGGACGGACUUGAAGCAGAACUUGAAGCUGAGUUGGAGCGCUUGCAGAUCCACUUGGAGAGAGAAAACUCGUUGAAGCAUACACAGCAGCGAAAAACAAAGGUGACUGUUAAGGACAUAGCAUCUGUCAGAAGCCCUAGUUUGAGUUUUGGCGAAGUGAUUGACACUCAAAAUCCCGGUACCAAAGUGCAUUUUGGUGUUCAACCCACUGAACUUGAGAGCAGGUUGCAUGAACUACUGGAAGCAAGACAGCAAGAACGGAUAAAAGAACUAGAAGCUGCUCUGGAAUGUGCCAUGCACAAGCUUCGAGAGAAAGAAACAGAGGUUUCUUGGUGGAAAGGCACUGCAAGAUUUAUUUCCCAGCAUGUUCCAGGGCCCUCGAGAUUUGUUUCCCAACAUGCUACAGAAACCUCUUAGCUAUGGACAUAAGCAUCAAAUUGUAAACAAUAGUUUUUUGAGUGAGAUUUUGAUCAAUCCACCAUGCAUGUGUAACUGUGCUUGGUGUUUAAUGGUGAGUUACCUUUUCUAUUUGGUUUUUUGUGUGGGACAUAGUUUGCGGAUUGUAAAUGGGAAAAAUAAUAGUCCAUAGAUUCAAUAAAUACAACGGUGGGAUUCAAG